AUGAACGAAGUGAUUUUUCGUCUGCCAUUUGAAAUCAAUGAUGAUGAACUUGGUCCAUGGGAUGUUCUGCUUAGUGAUUUUGCGAUUAGAGAUAUGCGAGUGUUGGAUCCUCUUGCGAUUAAGGCAGUCACGGAGAAACUAAUGCAGAUAUCAAGCGGAAAAUGGAAAAAGCACAAACUCCAGCAUACAGUGGAAUCUCACUCUCAAAUCGUACCUAUUUAUGUGGCAGAGCUUCCAGAUAAUGAUGGAUUGAAAAUUCUCUGGCAGGUUGAUUAUGGAUUUUCUGUUCGUAACAGUUCAUUCAUCCAGUAUGUGGAGGUUUGGGCAGUCACUAAAAACCAGAAGCAAAUUACGGAUAUAUUAAAAAAUACAGAAUUACUUCAUAAAGUCUACACUUCUGAACAUAAACACCGUUGUACCUUUCAACAGACCAGCAAAGAUGAUAUCAUUUUACCUGUAACCUUUGGAGGUGAGGAAGUAACAAAGUCUACCGAGCGCAGAUUGAGUAGUAACCAAAUGGAUGAUGAAAAUUUGUUAAAGAUCCAUGAAAUGCUUACUACAAAUAAGUUUGUUCCAUUAUCAAAGGACUUGUUUAAGUCACUUGUCAGGGGUGGCACUGACUUUACUUUUCAAGUAUCUGAGCUUGAGCACAAAAUUAUCAACCAUCCCACAUCAGCAAUUGUUGUUGGUCGUUCUGGAACUGGCAAAACCACAUGUAUUGUGUUUAGGCUUCUUGCUUCGUAUCUGAAAAGCCAUCUCAAUAUGAUAUCAUCUUCAAAUGACAAUGGUGGGAAUUCUCAGAAAAGGCAAAUAUUUAUCACAUUGAGUGAAAACUUGUGCUGCAGAGUAAAGGAACACUUCAACAAACUGCGAGAGUCCGCAUUAUUUGCUAAUGAAAAGAUGUCAGAAGCUCAAUUUCACGAGUAUGUGCGUAGAAAAGGGGAGGAAAAUGUUAAUUUAGAUGCAAAUGACACAAAGCUUGAAGAGGAAGAUAUGCUGAAUGACAUUCCAAACUCAUUCCAUUAUAGUAAACUGACAGAUGACUAUUUCCCAUUGAUAAUUACUUACAAAAAGUUUAUCCAAAUGCUCCAGGGAACUUAUGGCAUUGAUUUUCAGAAUCCAGCCAAACAACCAAAAUUUAAUGAAAAUGAUAAUGAUAUAGAGAGAUUAUUACACCAACAAGACUUUAUCAGUAGUGUGUCAGAUGCAUCAUGGAGACACUUUGUAGACUAUAAUCUCUUUGCAAAUAAAUAUUGGCCUCAUUUCAAUGAUUAUUAUAGGAAAAAUCUUGAUUGUGGGUUGGUAUUCUCCGAGUUUGCCAUUAUCAAGGGCUCUAAUCUGGAGGGUAAGCAUCUAUCAAGAGAGGAAUAUCAAGAAAUCAGCACCAAGAAAUACCCAGCAUUUUGUUACAAUCGUGGUGAAAUUUAUGACUUAUUCCAAGAAUAUCAGAGAAGAAAGUCUAGAAAUUUUGACUAUGACUCAAUAGAUAUGACUAUUGAUAUUUUACGCUGUGCUAAAACAAUAUCACUUAAUUCAUUGCAUAUUCAUGAACUGUAUAUUGAUGAGUGUCAGGACAACAACAUUGUAGAUUUAUCACUUAUUUUAAAACUUUUUGAAUUUGCUGACAGCAUUUUUUUGGCCGGAGAUAUAGCACAAUGUAUUGCAAGAGGUUCAUCUUUUCGGUUUCAAGAUCUGAAGGCUUUAAUACAUGAUUGGGAGGUUGAUCGAUUCAAUGUCAUUCACAAUAGGCCUAGAAACAAAAAACCAAAACAACCAGAACUGUUUGAAAUGAAGAUUAAUUACCGUUCACACAAUGGGAUUCUUAAACUUGCUUCAUCAGUGAUUGAUCUUAUCACUCACUUUUUUCCCGAUUCCAUUGACCAGCUGUCACGUGAAUGUGGCGAAGUUGGUGGUCCUCGACCUAUUGUCUUCAAUGGGGUUGAGGCUGAACAAUUCUAUUUUCAUGUCUUCUCUAUGGGUGAGGGUACAAGUAACAUUGAGUUUGGUGCUGAGCAGGUCAUUAUUGUGCGUGAUGAUGAAACUAGAAAACGAGUGAAGAAAAAAAUUGGUAAUGCAUUUGUAUUGAUAUUGACAGUGUUUGAGUCCAAGGGCAUGGAGUUUAAUGAUGUGCUGUUGUAUAAUUUCUUCACUGAAUCACCUGCACAAUCAAAGUGGCGAGCAAUACACUCUGCUUUUGAUGAUAAUUCAAAAGGAAUUCAACCCUUUUCUCAUGAGAAGCAUUACAUCCUUUCUUCGGAGCUCAAGCACCUUUAUGUUGCAGUGACAAGAGCACGACAGCAAAUUUGGAUUUAUGAUGAGGAGACCAAAUGGAGUGAGCCAAUGCAUAGGUAUUGGGAGCACCAUGAUCUAGUCAAAGUAAUUAAGGAUGUGGAUGAAAUCAGUACUUUGCCCUCCUUGGCCAAGAAAAGUGAUUCAUAUGCAUGGGAUCGACGAGGAAAGAUUUUUUUUGGACAAAAGCAAUAUGAACAGGCAGUUCUUUGCUUUAGGAAAAGUGGAAAUCAAGAGAACUGUAAGCUAGCAGAAGCAUAUCAUUUUCAGCAGGUCGCCAGAGAUUCUAUAUAUAGUUCUGAUGAUAUCACUAUGAAAUUUAAUUUCACUCGUGCUGCUGAAGCCUUCAAAAAAUGUUCACGUCCAAUCCAAGCAGCUUCAUGCUAUCAGGAUAUUGACAUGCAUGAAGAAGCUGGUGAUGUGUUUGUAGAAUGGGAUAUGUUUGAGCUUGCUGCCAAUUGUUACUCUAAAGCCAAAAAAUGGGACAAAGCGGGUAAUAAUUUUCAAAAGGUUGAGAAAUAUACUGAGGCUGUUGAUGCCUAUAAAAGUGGUGGAUUUUAUGAAAUAGCAAUCGAUCUGAUGCAAAGAUACAGACAAGAAAUUGAUGAGAAGACAUUUAACCGUGUUUCCCGUCUUGCCAACAUUCAUUAUCGUCGGGAAAACAACAAAGAAAUGAGUGAAAAGGCUCUUUCUAUUCUUCCUACAAAAAAUGAACAAAUGGAGCUUCUACGAGACCAUGCACCAGAAGAGCUUUUGAAGGUUUUUGAGAAAAGUGGUGAUUAUUUCUCUGUUGUUAAAGAAUUAUGCUCACGUGGCAAGUUUGAAGAAGCAGCUGAUAAGAUUAUUAGUUUGAAAAACAUCAUGAUUAGGCUUCUUGCCAAGGCAAGUAAUUUUGUCAAGAAACUCAGAUCACAAUCAUUGGAAAGAUCUGAGGAGUGGAGAAGCUUUAUGAAAGAGUUUCAAUUAUACUUGGCUUAUUUAGAUGGGGACUUCAAUAGUGUUCAUAAGUAUAUACAAUUAUUUAGAAGUCGCAGAGAGCCUGUUGCUGAAUUUUGUGCAGUAAAUAUAUUUCUGAAAAUUAUCCCUCAAUCAGCACAGUAUUUGAAUGAAAGAUUGCAAUGUCUGUUAAGGCUAUGUGAAUUGACUUUUCCUUUUAUAGCACCACAUCAAAGUGCUGACAAUAUUGAAAAAAUUUGCAAGGAUUUUGAAGAUAUCUUUUUUGUAAAUGUGAAUGAAGUUGAGAAUCGCCCACGUGAACGGAAAAUUUUUUUGGAUAAUCCACUUCUUCAUAUGUGGGAUGAAAUUCAUCAUGAAAUCAUAGAUGAUUGGCAUGUUUAUGAAGUGGAUGUUUUGCACCUGAAAAUGAGACAAUUCCUUGCUUCACACAUUUUUGAGCUCAUCUGUGAGGUUGACUAUAAAAAUCAUUCUAUUCCAGAUGUAAGUUCACACAUCUGCCGCUUUUUUGCAUCCUGUCAAAAAUCAGAUUGCAAAAAUCAUCAUGUGGUUCCAACACCACUAAUUCUACACCAACGUUUGAAACUUGCAAGUCUCAACUAUACUGUUAUUCGACAGUUGGAUGUAAUAUAUCAUCAUCAUGAGCUACUUAGAGAAGAUCAGAGUAAAAAGGUUCUUGGGAUACAAAGACGGUGGGCUGAAAAACUUGUUAAAUUUCAUAUUCGUUAUCAAUCACCACAGGUAAGCUGCCCAGAAAUAACUCAAAUGGUACUCUCAGAGCUUCCUAAACACACACAUUCUGGAUUUGUCAGUCUUGCUCAAAAAAUAUGGUUGUUUAGAGAGUCUGUGAAUGCUGACAACUUUGCAGCUAUGUUAAAAUGCAUGUUUAUUUUGCAACAGCUGAGAGACAAAUGGUCUGUUGAUAAAUUUAAUUGGGAAAUGUCAAAAACAAUAGGGCUUUCCUAUUCUUGUGAAUUACCCAUUGGUUUUGAGGACUAUGGGUAUCACCAAGCAAUUCCAGUUGGAAGGCGACUUUCAUUAUUCUUUGAUAAUCUCUAUAAAAACAGAAUUUGUUAUGCAAUUUCACAUGCAAAAGUGUUUAUUCAAUAUGCUAUAAACUACACUCAACAAGUCCAAUUGGAUAGCUCUGAUGCCUUUGGUGAUCUUGUAUCUCUUAUGGAGUUUACAGCAUCAUUGAUUUUUGCAGCUAGUCCUAAAUAUUGUGAUUUUUGUCUCCCUCGAGCAUACCUUGUUAAUUAUUUUAAAGCAUUCACUGUGAGACCACUCACUAUGGAUCGACAAUAUGCUUAUGACAGAGAGAACUAUCUAGCUGCAAUUAAUGAUUCUUUCAAUCAAGUUAAACAGUUUCUUCUCCAAAAGGAAUAUGAAUUGAAGAUUACCCUUCGACUGAUACGGCUCUUGGUCCUCAUUGGCUUGAAUGAAUCUGUUUUUGCACCAAAGAUCUUCAAUCUUUUCAACCACUUAAACAAUAAAAUCUUUUCUCUUAAGGCCAAGAAAUAUCUGGCUGAAGAUUAUAUGAAAAAUGGCUCUAUAUCAAACUCACUUUAUUGCCUUGUGAAAAUUUUGAAUGAUGACUUGAAGGAGAAUGGCUUUGAUUCUCUAGUUAUUGUCUAUUAUAAUUUGAGAGGCAUCUCAAAAUUUCACAGCUUCGAGUCACAUGGUAUUGUGAAGCUUAAAUACACUUCUAAUCAGGAAUUCCAUUCUGCUCUUCGACAAAUAAUAACACCAGUAGCUUCCAGCUCAAUGUCUGCCAUUCUUGUUAAUGAAGAUUAUAAUGAAGAUGAGCGGUUUGAAUUCUCUGAUGAGACCCAAGAACCAGCUACAGAAAUCCAAACAUGGUUUCAGCAGAUCCAUAAUUCUCCCCAAGCCAAUGAAGCUGCUACAAAAAUCCAAAACUGGAUUCAUAAGACUCUUGAUCGAAAGAAAUCCCGUCAACUUCAUUAUGAUCCAUUGCUAGAAAAGACAUAUAAUGAAGUAACAAUUUUUUGCCAGAAUUCCUUGAGGCAUAAAAGGCGCAAGUAUAUUAUUCUCUUGAGAGGACCAACAGUGGAUGUGAUUGUGAAGCUAAAUAAACUGCAGAGCAGAAUGGAUGUAAUCAAAGGAAAACUGAAUAAAACAAUUAAUAAUCACUCUAUUGAUAUGGACAAAGUUGAAGAAUGUGUUGAACUGCUAGAGGAUCUUAAGUACAUCCAUUAUGAGAAUGUUAAGCUAACAUUGGGCUCAUUGUCAACAACUGAGAAUGUAAUGGAACACAUGCGAGAAAACAUUGAAUGGUUGAAAAAUAAAUUACAAGAGGCACAUGAAAUAAUUAACCAGAAUUUAUAA
Messenger RNA from Entrophospora sp. SA101, 5589 nucleotides. The record is from the annotation of a GenBank genome assembly. NCBI's taxonomy places the organism in Eukaryota, Fungi, Glomeromycota, Glomeromycetes, Entrophosporales, Entrophosporaceae.